AUGGCAGACUUGGCCUUUUUCGCUGCGCCGCCUUCGCCUUCUGCGCGUCGUCCUUCUGCAGGUGCGGCGCGGUCUUUGCCCCCUGCAUCUCCCUGUGCGACCGCGCCGCUCUCUUCUUCCUUUACCGCUUCAGCAGCCGCUUCAGUCGCUGCGUUAUCGCCUCGCAUGUCUCCGUCUGCGUUCUGCCCGUACUCCUCUCCAGACUCGCCGCUGCCGACUCUCUCGUCGUUCUCUUCGCUGGACGCGCUGUCGCGCUUCACGAGGGCGUCGCUCUGCGCCUCUGAAGGCCGCGUGUGGCCUGCGACCGUCGCGCUCGCGCCCAUCACCCCCGAGAGCGGCCUCGGCCUCCGCGCGUGUCGGCUUAUCCACGAGGGCGAGACGCUCUUCGUGGAUCGCGCGCCGCGCGGCUGGUUUUUGCCGCUCUUUCGCCAGAACGAGACGCGAGACCGCGCCAGGAUCUUCGGCGCCUCCGCGGACUUCGCCGCGCCUGCCUUCUGCUCCAACUGCAGCGCACCGCUGCCGCUCAAGCUGAGCGGGAGACUCUGGGACAGGCGAGCGACCGAGUCCGCCCAGCCGCUACCGCGAAACCCCGCGCCGGACGCUCGCGACGCGCAGGAAGAGGUCGCCUCGGGCGCUCGCAGGCGGCCGCGCCUCCUCUCGAGGAAGCCCCAAGGGCUCUCCGCCGAGGCGGGCGCCUGCGGCGAGGGAGGCGAACCAGAGGCGAGCGAGGCGCAGGGUGGGAACGCCGUAAUAACAGCGGAAGACCGCGAACACAAGGCGGCAGACAAAAAGCACGCAGAGAAGAAGAAAGAGGCCACUCGGAAGCCGAGGGACGCAGAGGUGGAGAGGCUAGAUGCCGGCGAGGAGAGCGAACGAAGGAGAGCUGCGGAGAGACUUCUAGGUGGCCUCCGGUGUCGGCGAUGGCGCGCGGGCUGCAAGCAGAAGUACUGCGGCGAACGCUGCCGGGCGGAGGCUGAGUUUCUGCACCACGGGCGUCUCUGCGUAGGCUUUUCGCCGCUCUACGCGCAGCUCCUGCGGCUCGCGUCCGAGGCCGACAACGAGUACUACCUCGUCGCGGCGAAGAUGUUCGCCGGCGUGCUUCCCCUAAUCCAGCGCGACUCUCGAAAGCGAAGAGACUCGAACGCCGCGACGCGAGACGAAGCGCAGAGAGGCGGAGGAGGCACGGAACUCGUCGCGGAGGCCGCGCACGCAGACGAGGGGCGAAGCGACGCCGCGUGGGGAGUGAGCUCCGAUAGACUUACCGGAGGGGUGCCCCGAGAGGCGCGAAGCGCUCCUGAGACAGAGGAGAAGCCACGCGGCGACGUGUUCGGAAGAGUCAAGAGGGAGAGGACGACGGGAGACAUGCCGGCGCUGCCCUGGCAUGGAUGGCAUCAGCGGCCCUGGUGGAAGACAAUGCGGAUGCCGCGCUACAUAGGGUCGUCCGGCGAGGACGAAGAGGAGAGCGAGGGCGCGGCCGAUUCAGGAGACGCAGGCUCGCCUGUCUGUCGAGCGGGUGACGCGCGUGAAAAGACGAAUCGCCUCCAACGAGGCGGCGCAAAGAAGGAAGACGACGGAGACUUCAAGGCUGCCGAGACGCGAGAGGAGUGCGCCGAGAGCGGAGACGGCGCUUCCCACCGGAGGCCGCGCGAAAUCCGCGCCUCUAGAACUUACCGCCGGCUCUACGCUGCGGCGCGAGCGAGGGCGGAGAAGGCCCGCCGAAGCCUCGGGCACUCAGAUGAGCGCCGUCGCGAGGCUUCGCAGCGGGGCCAUAUAAGCUGCAACUCCAUUCGUGAUUCGCCGUCGAUUUCCUCGCCUUCGUCGCUCAGCGAGUCCUCUUCGUCGCUUUCGUCGUCGCCUACGUUUUCCUCUUCUCGCAGCUCGUCUGUCUCUUCUCCGUCUCCGUUGCGGUCAGCGUCCUGUUUCACCUCGUCUUCGGCGCACUCGGACUCUGCGUCUGCCCGCUCGGAGUCAGAAGCUUCAGAGGCGCCUGCAAGGCGUCGGUCCUCUCCACCUCCUUCUCGAAGGUCUUCCAUACCGCCCCCGCCCUCGUCCGCCACCUCUGUGGGCUCUUCUGGUUGCUCUUCGUCUCCCUGUGCGGCCGUGGCUCGCUCCCGCGGCGCGCCGUCUGCGGAGGGCGCGGAGGAGACGCCCCCGGCGGAGGAUCUGCAAGCCCAGAGGAAGGCACUGCUCGCGGGCGGGAGUUCACCGACCAGGCCGCGGCGCGACGAGGCGGGGGAUGGAGACGAAACGCCCCAGCGAGUGACCGGCGACGCGCCGCAUGCACUACGAGGCGGCGUCGCGUCUGCCGUCGAGGCAAUCGAAGUUCACUCUCAAGACUCCGAGUCCGCGAAGACAGACAGGAUGAAGAAGGCGACGAGCCCUGGAGGCGAGGCCGGCCUCGUCUGCGUCCGCGAGAGAGCUCACGUGUUGAUCUCGCGGGCUGCGAAGCAGGGCGCUCAGCGAGCCGCGCGCAGGUUGCUCAGACGCAGGAUGCAGGUAGUAGAAGCCGGUGCCGGGACGGCGCCGUCUAGAGGCCACAGGCGUUUGGGGAGGGCGCGUCUUUCUUGGCGCGUCCGUCGCCUGGCGAUCCCGAGCCCCUCAGCCUCAGAUGGAGAGCGCGGAGAAGGCGACGGCGAGGGCGACGGCGCCGAGGAAGGCUGGGAAGAAGAGGAAGCUGUCGUGGAGGGAUGUGGGGAGGACGAGGCGCGCGUGCGGCGUCGGGCUACGCGCGCGGCAGCGGAUCGCUCGUUGCAGGCGUUUUUCCGCAUGCAAAUCAAGCGCCAGACGAAGAAAGUCGUCUCCAUUCUCUCGCGGCUCUUCCCAGAGCUGGCAGACGCGGGCAUUCUCACGCUGAGCAGAUUCGCCUCUGUCGUCGGCCUCAUUCGCAUGAACGCCACUGCAUAUCGCGUGGAUCACCUCGCCCUCAAAUCAGCUCUAGCGCGCAGGGCUCAGAGGCGCGCAGAGAAGUCGUGCAGCGCGCGCGCACCCAGCGAGCAGAGAGGCGCCGCUGCGACGGCCGCCAGCGAGGGUAGCGAAAGCGAGGAAUGCGGAGUAGCGGAGAUGCGAAGCUGCGGAACCCAGUGCGAGGUCGAGACGACCCCGGCAAACACAGCGAACGCGCCGGAGGUCAGAAAAAAGGGAUGCGCUUCUGAGAGCGACAGUUUUGAAGCGGAGAACAGCGAAGCCGGGAGCGAAUGCGCAGGCGGCCGCGGGGAGGAAGACCAGUGGAGCUCGCUGUGCGCGGUACAAGGCCUCGCACUCUUUCCUGUCCAGAGCUGCAUCAAUCACGCCUGCCUCCCCAACUGCUGCUGGCUCUACGAAGAGCCGGACACCAGCCGCGACCCUCAGCAAGCGUGCGGAGAAGACGAAGAUGACCCAGUUGAAGACGAAGAAAGUGAAGAGGACGAAGAGAAAGAAGACAAAGAAGGGGGAGGAAAUGCGCGAGAAGACUACAGCGAGAUGCGCGAAAAGAUCGGCGCGGAACGGCUUGUGCCGCGGGCGCAGGCAGGUGUCUCCUCCUCGCUUGAGCGCAGCGAGACGACGGAAUUGGGAGGGCAUCGCCACGCGGGCUUUGAUGGGAGGCUUAGGCAAGAGGAAGCGAUGAUCGCCUCGUGGAAAAACAGCGGGCAUUUCGUGAGAGAGGGCGAACAAGGCCUCACACAGUCGUCGCCGGCUGGUUGCGACAGCGGCGCGGAAGCCACGCCUUACCUCUCGUCUCUGGCGCCGCUGACGCCGAGUUACUUUCGCCUCGCAGUCGUGGCUAGCAGGCCGAUUCUUCCAGGAGAGGAAAUCACCUCGGAUUACUUUCGCGCUUGUGAAAAAAGGCGCGAAGCCGCGACGAGCCCGCUGUCGCUGCGUUCGCCGUGCAUCGCUCGAAGGGGGGCGCAGGCCGGCUUUCGCAGCGCGGAGGGAGACAGAAGUGGAGAGAGGAGCGGAGACGCAGAAGGUUCAGAAGAAGCCAAACUCGCGGCGAUCUACGGAGGAGGACAGGGCGAUGAAUUCCAUUCAGGCCGUCGGGAGGAAGCGAGUGGCUCACGCAGCGAGGAGGCAGGCGAAAUGCGGCAGGCGAGGCAGGGGACAGGAGACGAUGCGAGCACCAAACCAUUUGAUGAGGCAGAGACAGGUGAGGCGAGCGACGCGGCCGCGCCGUCUGCGAGUGAAGCGUCUCUGGAGCUGCCUCCCUUUCUGGAGGCGCGCUACAGGAACAUGCGGUAUCAAUAUCGAUUCAAGUGCCUGUGCAUCCUAUGCCGCGAAGACUCCCUAGGUUGGCGGCUCAUCCACGCUGGCGCCAUCACCCUGGAAGACUGCGAGGCGUUCGCGCGAGAGCGAAUGAUGCAAAUGAGCCAGGGUGAGGGAUAG
Messenger RNA from Besnoitia besnoiti, 4359 nucleotides. RefSeq lists its product as uncharacterized. Lineage: Eukaryota; Apicomplexa; Conoidasida; Eucoccidiorida; Sarcocystidae. The record is from RefSeq and is a predicted model, not a curated record. Bases 1 to 4359 code for a protein of 1452 amino acids. The transcript has 3 exons.